Molecule: messenger RNA, 1290 nt
Organism: Menidia menidia (Atlantic silverside)
Lineage: Eukaryota; Metazoa; Chordata; Actinopteri; Atheriniformes; Atherinopsidae
Source: the annotation of a GenBank genome assembly
AUGCAUGAGCGCGUACCUGAGUGGGCCAUCACCGCCCAGAGAUAUGUGGCAUUCGGCUCACUCUUCUUCAUCCUUCUGUCAAUCUCUACCUUCUGUCUGGAGACCCAUGAGGCCUUCAACACCAUCUACAACAAAACAGAGAAUGUCACUGUUGGCAACCAAACGCAUGAGGAGAUUGUGUAUGAAGUUGUCACAGAUGGUUGGCUGACGUAUGUGGAGGGCGUCUGCGUCAUCUGGUUCACCAUCGAGGUCAUGCUGCGUGUCAUCUUCUGCCCCGACAAGAACGAGUUCUUCCGCAGCGCCCUCAACAUCAUAGACUUUGUAGCUAUUGUGCCCUUUUACCUUGAGGUGGCGCUGAGUGGCCUCUCUUCCAAAACAGCCAAAGAUGUGUUGAGCUUCCUGCGAGUGGUGCGCUUUGUUCGGAUCUUGCGUAUAUUCAAGCUGACCCGCCAUUUUGUUGGCUUACGGGUCCUGGGCCACACCCUGCGAGCGAGCACCAACGAAUUCCUGUUGCUAAUCAUUUUCUUGGCACUGGGUGUCCUCAUUUUUGCUACCAUGAUCUACUAUGCUGAACGCAUUGGAGCCGAUCCAGAUGACCCAACAGCUGCGGCCCACACCAACUUUAAGAACAUCCCAAUCGGCUUCUGGUGGGCUGUGGUGACCAUGACCACUCUUGGAUACGGGGAUAUGUACCCUGAGACAUGGUCAGGAAUGCUGGUGGGUGCUCUCUGUGCUUUGGCAGGAGUACUGACCAUCGCUAUGCCUGUGCCCGUCAUCGUCAACAACUUUGGCAUGUACUACUCCCUGGCCAUGGCCAAGCAGAAGCUCCCCAAGAAGAGGAACAAGCACAUCCCAAGAGCACCACAGCCAGGGAGCCCUAACUACUGCAAACCAGAUGCUCUGGCUAUGGCCACUGCUUCUCCACACAGGCUAAUGGGCAACGUGCUCGGGCCAGGCAUGGUGGGAUCUGGGAGCAUGAUGGGUACUGGAGAUUGCCCUCUGGCACAGGAAGAGAUCAUAGAGAUAAACAGGGCAGACUCAAAGCAGAAUGGUGAUGCAGCAGCCAGUGCAGCAGCCCUGGCCAAUGAGGAUUGCCCCACCAUUGACCAGGUCCUUGGGGAUGAGCGCAGCCCAGCUACUGGAGGUCUGGGCUCCAACACGAGCCGCGAGCGCUACCCGCACGACCGAGCCUGCUUCCUGCUGAGCGCGGGGGAGUUCCAGCGCACCACGGACGGGAAUGUUCGAAAAGGUAGAGGGAACUCUAUUAAGAGUGGGAUGGGCGUCAGGUGA